Panicum virgatum (switchgrass) is the source of this 1527-nucleotide messenger RNA. Its product is annotated as putative 12-oxophytodienoate reductase 11. The transcript has 6 exons. The record is from RefSeq and is a predicted model, not a curated record. Lineage: Eukaryota; Viridiplantae; Streptophyta; Magnoliopsida; Poales; Poaceae. Gene Ontology annotation, molecular function: oxidoreductase activity; FMN binding. The coding region runs from base 245 to 1360 and encodes 371 amino acids.
UCCGAAGAGUCUGUCAGUAUUCAUCAGCUCGGAAGUGAACUGCAGAGCUCGCAAUUUCGUCCGGCCUCCGGCGCGUCGCCUGUCCGCAUCGGUGACCUCACCGCUGCUGUUGCCUGCCGUCCUUGGCUCCUCGCCUGCUUGGGUAUCAAGAGCGCCAGCACCAGCAUAAAGAGAGGUGCCAAGCCAAGGCGAAAGUGGAAUUGUGGGAAGAAGAGAAGAGGACGACACAGGAGGGGGAGGGACGAUGAGCAACAGCGGCGCCAACGCGAUCCCCCUCCUCACCCCCUACAAGAUGGGGAAAUUUGAUCUUUCCCACAGGGUGGUUCUCGCACCACUGACAAGGCAGCGGUCCUAUGGCAAUGUUCCUCAGCCUCAUGCCAUACUUUAUUAUCAACAGAGGACGACUAAAGGAGGCCUUUUGAUUGCUGAGGCCACUGGAGUGUCAGACACUGCUCAAGGGUACAAAGAUACUCCUGGCAUUUGGACAAACGAGCAAGUGGAAGCAUGGAAGCCAAUCGUACAUGGGGUUCAUGAGAAAGGAGGGAUAUUUUUCUGUCAGAUUUGGCACGUUGGAAGAGUAUCUAAUUCCACUUUUCAACCUAAUGAGCAGGCUCCAAUUUCAAGCACUGAUAAGCCACUAAAACCUCAAGUGAGAGCCAAUGGUGUAGAUGUGGCUACUUUCACACCUCCUAGACGAUUAGAGACUGAUGAAAUCCCUUCUAUCAUAAGUGAUUUCAGGGUUGCUGCUAGAAAUGCAAUUGAAGCUGGAUUUGAUGGUGUUGAAAUCCAUGGAGCUCACGGUUACUUGAUCGAUCAGUUUUUAAAGGACCAGGUCAAUGAUCGCACAGACAAAUAUGGUGGCAGCUUAGAGAACCGCUGCCGUUUUGCAUUAGAAGUAGUUCAAGCUGUAGUUGAUGAAAUUGGAGCUGACAAGGUUGGGAUAAGGCUGUCACCUUUUGCCAGUUACGCAGAAGCACCAGAUUCAAACCCAGAAGCUCUAGGCUUAUAUAUGGCAAAUGCUCUGAAUAAAUUUGGAAUCCUCUAUUGCCACGUGGUGGAGCCACGGAUGGUAAAACUUGGUGAAAAAAUUGAAACACCCUACAGUCUUCGUCCAAUGAGGGAUGCUUUCAAAGGAACAUUUAUUGUUGCUGGAGGCUACAACAGGGAGGAUGGAAAUAAUGCAAUCUCCACCAAGUAUGCUGAUUUGGUUGCCUAUGGGCGCAUAUUUUUGUCUAAUCCUGACUUGCCUAGAAGGUUCGAAAUAGAUGCUCCUCUUAACAAGUACAACAGAGACACAUUUUACAUCCCUGAUCCUGUUACUGGAUAUACUGACUACCCAUUUCUUCCAACAGAUGUGUAAAUGGGCCCUUCCAGCGAAAUUAUUUUUAGAUUGAUGAGUGGCUUGUUGUUGUACUGGGAAUAUAAGAGGAAUAAAUCGUUCAGAAUACCUAAUUUUCAUGUGUAUGGACAAAGCAAUGUGAUCAUUGCAAUCAAUAUUUUAAAAUAUUAUUUGUGAAAAGAAUGAAA